CUUUCCAGAAAUGUUUUGCCCAUUCACAUUCAUUCCGAUUUCGGCUGAUCCGUAGAGGACCAAAAACCCUAAAUCAAAUCUAAAAUCCCUUUCCUUCCACAGCCGAAAACUAUUGUCGUUUCUUGAUCGAUUUCUCCAUCGGAAUUGAUUCAAAAGAUCCACCGGAAUCAUGAGAAAUCACUGGCGACGGCUUCUUCUUCUCCGGUGCUCUUGUCGACCUCGGCCGCUCGUUUCCGCUUCCACUCCACUUGGUUCCCAGGUACAAUCUGUCCGAUCCAUUUCGUCUUCUCUGAUUCCUGGACGUGCUCCUCCUUUCAUGUUUGAUCGAAUUCAGAGUCCCAUUGUGCGUUUCUAUUCUUCUUCUGAGGUCGCUGCUGAACCCCCAAAAGAUUCGUCUGAUGGAAAUGAGAUUGCUGUUGCUUUAACUAAUAUUUUUACUCAUGCAAACCUCUCUGCUGAAACUAUUAAUCAGGGAUUAGAGUCCAAUAACAUCCUUGUUACCCAUGAUUUGGUUUUGAAUGCUUUGGAGAGCCUUCAAUCUGCCCCUGUUGUGGCGCGGAGGUUCUUCAAUUGGGUUUCGAGGAAUGAAGAGCAGAGAUUGAGCUCUAAAUCGUAUAAUUUGAUGCUUUGUGUACUGUUAGAAAAUGGUUACUCUAGGGAGUUUUGGGAAAUGGUUGGGGUUAUGCGUGGGAAAGGUUUUGGAGUUUCGAAGGCUACAUUUCGUAAGGCGAUGGAUAAAUUCGAAGAGAAAGGGCUCCGUGAUGAUGUGGAGAAGUUGAACAAAUUGUAUGCAUCGGGUUCCACUGAUAAUUCUGUUGAAAAUCUUUCUUUUCGAGUAUGCCGAGUCAUUAGACAAGAUGUAUGGGGGGUUGAUCUCGAAAAGUGGCUUAGGGAUUUGAAUGUAGAGUUUUCAAGCGAGUUGGUUUCCAUGGUUGUGGAAAAUGUUGGGUUUGAAGGGAAUAAGGGGUUACUUUUCUUCAGAUGGCUUGAGGAGAGUGGUCUGUUCAAACAUGAUGAACAAACUUAUGGUGCUUUGUUGAGGGUCUUGGCUAGCGAGGGUUCGAGUGAUAAGUUUUGGAGGGCUUUUAUGGACAUGAGGACUGCUGGGCUCGAAAUGGAUACAGAUACUUAUGUUUAUUCUUCAGAUAGGUUUGUUAAGAAGCUAAUGAUUACGGAUGCUGUAGAUUUGUAUGAUUUUGCAAUGCGAGGCUUGAAUAAGCCAUCAGUGCAUGACUGCACCUUUCUUUUGAAGAAGAUUGCAGUUGGAAAGGAGCUGGAUAUUGACUUAUUUUCUAGAGUUUUGAGGGUCUUUAAGGAUAGUGGGAAUGCGAUUGGAAAUUCUAUGUUUGAUGCCGUUCUCAAAUCGUUGACCAGUGCUGGAAGACUUGAAAGGUGCAAUGACAUCUUAAAAGCGAUGAAGGAGGCUGGUUUUGUAGCCAAGUGGACUUCACAAAGUAGAGUUGCUUUUCAAUUGAGUAAGGCGGGUAAACAUGAAGCAGCAAGUGAGUUUAUGCAUUUCUUGGAAGGAGAUGAUUGCGGUCCAAAUGAUAGAAUCUGGUCUUCUUUGGUUGAGGGUUAUUGCUUAGCUGGUGAUCUGGAGAAAGCUUCUGUUAGUUUUCGGGAGGCAGUCAAAAAGGUGCAACCGUCUACUGCUGGACAUGUUUUAGAAGUAUUAGUGAAUGCUUAUUGCCAUAAGAGCAGAGCAGCAGAUGUAUGUGGUCUUGUUUCUGAAAUGAUUGUUGAAAAAGAAUUGCCACUUCGGCAUUCCACGUACAGGAUAUUGAUAAGCAUGUUAUUGGAUCAGGGAGGUUUCAAACAAGCUUUAGAUGUUCUCCCUCUGAUGAAAAACCAAGGUUAUCCACCCAUUUUGAAGCCCUUCAUUGACUACAUUGCCAAGUCUGGAAGCGUUAACGAUGCUGUAGCAUUUUUAACAGCAAUGACGGUGAAGAGAAUACCAUCCCGUGCCGUUUUUAUACAAUUAUUUGAAGCUUACUUCGAAGCAGGAAGGACUAGUGAAGCACAAGACUUGCUUUCCAGAAGUCCAGUAUACAUUAAAAAUCAUGCUGAUGUGUUGAAUCUUUUCUUGUGCCAGAAAGCUGGCGACUUGGAGACCCCUGCUGUCUUGACUGCGUCUUGAAUGCCUAGAAGGAUGUAUUACUAUGUAUUUUUGUCAGCUGAAAACAGUAGUGAAUCUUUAAGAAAUUUUGGUUUCCUUUUUGGUGUAUUUUACUCUUCCCAUUUAUUGUUCACAGCUAGAGGAUAGAUGAUGGCGAUGUUGAUAACAAAGCAGCAUUCGUCAAUCAGUGAUGUUUCAGUUAAUUUUACAUUGAAAUAGCAUAGCUGCUGGGUUUUUGGCAUAUUGCUUGAAAUAAAUUGCUUUUAAGUUUUCAUUAUGCUCCCAAUUCUUAUCAAAUGCAGCAUAUUUUUC
Oldenlandia corymbosa var. corymbosa is the source of this 2428-nucleotide messenger RNA. Lineage: Eukaryota; Viridiplantae; Streptophyta; Magnoliopsida; Gentianales; Rubiaceae. The record is from the annotation of a GenBank genome assembly.